CCCCCGCGCGCCCUUGGUUCGGAUGCCCGCUUUGCUGCCUCGUUUCAUCCCCAUUUCUUCCCCCAGAGCAUGACGCUAUCCACCGGAUUCUUGGUUUGCGGCCGGUGAGUCACUGCUGACUCGAAUCGAACACUAUACAAAUCGAACUUUUGCGCGAGGGAAGACGGCCCGAGGUUGACUUCUGCACACAAGACACAACUUGAUAUAGCUAUUCCUAUCGUUGGAUCGGUCACCCCAAGCUUUCAUUGACAGGGGAAUGCGGUUUUUUCCUAGCGUCAUCUUUCUUCAGUCUUUCGCCUUUGAUUCGAUGGAGAUCGUGUCGCGUUAAUGCGCGCCGAACUGUGGAUACAAGACAUAUCAUGGCCUCUAACGGGAAGUCGACCACCGCUCUUGACGACUCCCGUCGUGCAACGGGCUCUCCGAAGAUGAAGGCACGAGCGGAAAAUGCCAAAGAUACUCUCUGUCGAAACGUGACGAUCUACGGACGAUGUCGAUACGAGGAUAAAGGAUGCGCUUUCAACCAUGACCCUCAUAAAGUGACUUCAUACGCGGACAGGAAACGAUUGAACGUUGACUCUCCGAGCUUCACCCCUACGAUACUAUCCUCCAAUGGGUCUUCACCUACCAUUGCAUCUGCAACCAUGAAAAAGACGGCUACAAUAUCCCCCAAAGCUGCGAAUGCAGCUCCCUUCCAACCGCGAGGUAUUUCAUCACGGUCCAACUCUAGCACACCAACUGCUCGACAGGGCACGAUGACUCCGGAUUGGUCUGUCGCGGAAGUUCAGGAAUUCGUCCCUCAGGGCUUUGAUGGUUCCCAUAUGGCUUCUCUUCAAGGAAACGGCGCAUCCGCCAUUCCCACAACAAGUGCCUUCGAUCCAUUUGUGGCGUCGCCGAAUCCCCUCUCUGCUGCCAAUGCUGUUGGCCCGGUUCAGGCGAACCCAUUCACUCAUGACACAGCCGCGCUAGGAGGGGCAGCAUUCUUUGCGAACCAGUCCGGCUUUCAGCAACCUGUUCAAUACCACAUGUAUGCUCCUAUUGGACCUCACAGUCAAAACACUUUGGGCUACCAACGAAAUGUCCACGAUUUCUUCCUCCCUAAUGAUUUCCGAGAAGAACUGCAAAAGAAGGCAGCGGCCACACUGCAAACCUUACCGAACACCCAGCUACCUGCGCAGGUGGAUUAUUUUCAUUCUCUCGUUCCUCUGGAUCUGAAUCACCAGAAGAAUGCAGCCAUAUUUGGCUAUCCCAGCUGGGUAUACAAGGCGCAAUCCAGCAAAGACGGAAACUUUUAUGCACUUCGAAGACUAGAAGGGUUCCGUCUGACCAACGAGAAGGCGAUUCGAUCUGUGCAAGCGUGGAAGCGGGUAUGCAGUGGCAGCGUGGUGACCGUGCAUGAUGCUUUUACGAGUCGAAGCUUCCAGGAUAGCUCCUUGAUAUUUGUGACUGAUUACCACCCGUUGUCCAAAACGCUGGCCGAGCAGCACCUGGGCGCAGGGAACCGGUUCACGGGACGCCAAAACACGCACAUCCCCGAACAGGUUCUCUGGAGCUAUAUGACGCAGAUCGGCAAUGCGCUCAAGGCGAUUCACAGCAACGGACUCGCCGCGCGCAUCAUUGACGCCAGCAAGAUUCUUUUGACGGGCAAGAACCGCAUCCGCCUCAGCGCGUGCGCCAUUCUCGACGUUGUGCAGUUCGACACGCAACGAUCGGUGGCGGACCUCCAGCGGCAGGAUCUGGUGAGUUUCGGACAGCUGAUUAUGACGCUGGGCGCCAACUCGCCCAACGUCCUGCACAACCACACCAAGGCGAUGGAGCACUUCACGCGGGCGUACAGCCCGCAGCUGAAGAACUCGGUGUUCUGGCUGCUCAACGGGCUGCAGAAGGACCAGGACCGCAACAUCGACGUCUUUAUCACGGGGAUCUCGUCGCAGCUGAUGUCGACCUUUGACUCGGCGCUGCACCUGGAUGACCAGCUGACGUCGGAUCUGAGCCGCGAGCUGGAGAACGGGCGGCUGGUGCGUCUGAUGACUAAGCUGAAUUUCGUGAAUGAGCGGCCCGAGUACGAGCACGACCGGCAGUGGGCGGAGAACGGGGAACGCUACUUCCUGAAAAUCUUCCGGGAUUAUGUGUUUCACCAGGUGGACGCGCAGGGUGAGCCGAUCGUGGAUCUGGGGCACGUGCUGACGUGCCUGAACAAGCUGGACGCGGGGUCCGACGAGAAGGUGACGCUGGUAAGUCGCGACGAGCAGAGCUGCUUCGUCGUAAGUUAUAAGGAGCUCAAGAAAGCGCUGGAGUCGUCGUUCCAGGCGCUGCUCAAGCCCGCGGGCCGGAGGUUGCACUAGCUGCACAUGGUGCAUUUUGAUAUAUAGUCUGGUGGUCACGGAGUGAUGUGAUGACUCUGUUGGAGUAUUGGCCUAUUAUGGUGGAGGUCGUUGACCUCGUUGAUCAGAGGGGGCGUGCAUAGUAUUUUGCUUUUGUCUGUGGUGUGGUAUCAGUAGCUUUGUGCGCCCCCCCCCCCCCCCCCC
Molecule: messenger RNA, 2525 nt
Organism: Aspergillus saccharolyticus JOP 1030-1
Lineage: Eukaryota; Fungi; Ascomycota; Eurotiomycetes; Eurotiales; Aspergillaceae
Product: PAN-complex poly(A)-binding subunit PAN3
Exons: 9
Coding region: 360-2342 (660 amino acids)
Biological process (GO): nuclear-transcribed mRNA poly(A) tail shortening; mRNA processing
Cellular component (GO): P-body; PAN complex
Molecular function (GO): metal ion binding; poly(A) binding
Source: RefSeq, a predicted model, not a curated record